UCCAGGCGGGGCGUUUUGUCUUCACUCCACCGACAUGCCGCUUCAGCUGCUCUUCCUUCUCCAGCUCGUUCUGCUGGUGGGUCAAGGACAAGCACAAAACCCAGGAUGCGGGGUCCCCGUCAUAAACAGCAGAAUUGUUGGGGGAACGGCAGCAACAGAAGGUGCCUGGCCUUGGCAAGUGAGCCUGCGUUGGAAGGGUUUUCAUAUAUGUGGAGGGUCUGUCAUCCAAAACGAGUGGGUGGUCACUGCUGCUCAUUGCUUUCCAAGCUCUCUGAACACCUCUUACUACGAGCUCUACCUCGGCAUUCUCUUCAGCGAUGGAAUAAACCCCAUUAACGUCACCCGUCACCUGAAGAGCAUUUUCAUUCAUCCAGGCUACGUAAACUUUGACCAAGGAAAUGACAUCGCCCUGCUGCAGCUGGACGCACCUGUGAACUACACGGAGCUGAUCCUCCCAGUGUGUCUCCCCACCCAGAAUUCCACUUUCUCAGCUCAGGAUAACUGCUGGGUGACGGGCUGGGGUGACAUCAGAUUAGGAGUUCUGCUGCCCAGCCCUGGCAUUCUUCAGCAGGUGAAAGCGCCAAUCGUCUCCAACGCAGACUGCAGUGUGAUGUAUCAGAGUGAGGCGGUCAUCUUAAGUGACAUGAUCUGCACAGGUUACCCAGCGGGGGGUAAAGGCCCUUGCCAGGGAGAUUCUGGAGGGCCCCUGGUGUGCCAGAGUAGCACUACUGGCACUUGGAUUCUGGCGGGUAUUGUCAGCUUUAGCGAUGGAUGUGCCAAAGCGGGAAAGCCCACAGUCUACACCCGCGCCUCCUCAUUCACAGUCUGGAUUCAGGAAAUGACCAACGUGACCACAAUCCUUGAAUACCAGACCUCUGGCGUGUCUCGCCUUGAAGAAACUUUGUCUCUUUUAGCUUUGUUGAUUGUGUCAGUUCUGUCACUUUGAUCCUCAAUGAAUGACGAGUUCCACCAUCUUGGGGGUACUCACAGACAGGUCUCGAUUGUAUCGUAUUCCCCAGACAUCGAGCCAACCUUCAAGUCCCAAGGAGGAUUACAUCUGAACUGGAAAGGUGAUGACGAUGUGGCGUAUCGUUUUGGUGACACCCGGGCUUAAGCAAUCAGUCUCUAUCAAGGGGGUCACACUUGAGCUUUCUGUAUGUUUGCCAUUUUUGUUAAUUAGUUGCUGCUAAUGGAACAAACUCCUUUUGUCUUCAUUUUAAUGGACUCUUUUUAGGACUCGGAGGCAGCAAGAAUCCUAACUGAUCUGUAAACACGUGCUCUCUGUGUGUAAUGAGCUGUGCACAUCCAGCAAACUCACUGCACUAGUUCAGGAUGAAUGAUGCCAGCCUGGUGGGGAGAAUGUUGCAUUGUAAGUAAUACCUGGCACAGAACAGAAGAUGUUUCAAUCAAUAAAGACAA
Polypterus senegalus (gray bichir) is the source of this 1419-nucleotide messenger RNA. RefSeq names its product serine protease 33-like. The record is from RefSeq and is a predicted model, not a curated record. Gene Ontology annotation, molecular function: serine-type endopeptidase activity. The transcript has 6 exons. Gene Ontology annotation, biological process: proteolysis. The coding region runs from base 35 to 946 and encodes 303 amino acids. NCBI's taxonomy places the organism in Eukaryota, Metazoa, Chordata, Cladistia, Polypteriformes, Polypteridae.